Molecule: messenger RNA, 867 nt
Organism: Cordyceps fumosorosea ARSEF 2679
Lineage: Eukaryota; Fungi; Ascomycota; Sordariomycetes; Hypocreales; Cordycipitaceae
Product: haloacid dehalogenase, type II
Exons: 1
Coding region: 1-867 (288 amino acids)
Molecular function (GO): hydrolase activity, acting on halide bonds, in C-halide compounds
Source: RefSeq, a predicted model, not a curated record
AUGUCCCCGAGCGCCGUAUCCCCCCUCGUCGCCGUCAAGGCGCUCGCGUUCGACGUCUUCGGCACCACCGUCGACUGGCGCACCUCGGUCAUCGACGAGCUCGACCUGCGCGUCCACCGCAAGCUCGCCACCACCACCACCACCAUCACCACCGCCGAUGCCCCCGGCGCCGCCGCCCCGUCCCCGGACCUCCGCGAGCGCCUCGCCCACCUCCCCGCCGACUGGACCGCGCGCUUCGCCGACGCCUGGCGCGCCUCGUACUGGCGCUUCGUGCGCUCCCAGGCGCUCGCCGGCCUGCAGGACGCCUCCGCCGCCUUCAAGACCACCGACGCGCACUUUCGCGACAGCCUCGUCGAGCUCCUGGCGGGCUGGCGGCUGACCGGGCUCUUCUCGGAGGCCGAGGUCGCGUCGCUGAGCAUGGUCUGGCACCGCCUGGCGCCGUGGCCAGACAGCGCGGCGGGCCUGGCGCGGCUGGCCGCGGCGCCGCUGGGGCUGCGCGCGGCGACGCUGAGCAACGGGAGCGCGGCGCUGGUGGCGGACCUGGACGAGUUUGGGGGCCUCGGGUUCGGGAGGCUGCUGUGCGCGGAGGGGCUGAGGGCGUACAAGCCGGCGAGGGAGGCGUACGAGGGCGCGGCGAAGGAGCUGGGGGUGCGGCCGGGGGAGGUGGCGAUGGUGGCGGCGCAUAUGGCGGAUUUGGAGGCGGCGCGGGCGGCGGGGAUGAGGACGGUGUAUGUGAAGAGGAGGGGGGAGGAGGAGUGGGAUGACAAGAGGUUGGAGGAGGCGAGAGCGUGGGUUGAUCUCUGGAUCGACGAGGAGGAGGAAGGGUUUGUAACCUUGGCGGAACGGCUGGAGGAGAUGAGAGCGUAG